AAAAAAAGCGUCUGGAACCCUAUGUGUCAUAAAUUUCCUAGUAAUUGUGUGAUAUAUUUUUUUAUUUGUUUAAAUUAAAAUAUUACGAAACCAAAUUGAAAUGUCUAACGCAACUUCGCUGCAUUCAUUUGCUUUUCAAUUUAGCCCCAAAGUUGGUGAAAAUGUUCGCGUUCGAAACGCCGACGCAUUAGACAACGAGUUCCGCUAUUACAGUAAACUUAUUGAGGACCUUACUGUCCUUCUGACCAAAAAGGAGGACCGUGAAGCUGUUCCGCCAUGGGUCCAGAAGCUGUCGACUGCCGCUUACAGUGUAAUGUACCUUCGCGAUAAAAGGAAUCGUUACAUGCUCAUGCUAUGUCUGUCUUUGACCAUUGAUUCCAUUGAAGGACCAUUCAUUGUUAGUCCGCCUGCAGGCGUACUUGUUGAUUUACUGCGACUGCCACCACCAAUACCUGUUCCGGCUGAUUGGGAGUUAGACACUACUUGGGAGGAAGAGAUUGAACAGUACCGAAAACUCGAGAAAGAACAAAAGGAAAAAGGUGUGGAUACGAAGAACAAACCUCGAGUACAGUGUCCUUUUCAUAGGAAAGUUUGCCCACGGGAUGCCCCAACAGAUAGAAAGAUUGGAGUGAUCCUCGACAAACAAUUCCGCUUCCUACUAUACAUCAGUCGACCCUACGCCGCAUUGCUCUUUCGUUCUGCAGAUAAAAUUCGCGCUGCCAAAUGGAUUCAGCGCCUUUGUCUAAUCGAUACCGAAUCUUGUGCUAUUGCCAAAGGAGUUCGAAACGACUACACGAUGGUCCUGGUUGGAUACUUAACGAAUCGAUGUCUCAUUGGUCCCUUCCAAGAAUUUCCAAUGGAAAAGUUGAUACCACUGCCGGAAAUAGCGAAAAUGUAUGCAAAAGAAGGUCAACCAGUGACUGAUCCGAAUCAUCCCCGAACUGCCCAGUUUUUCCAAGAUAUGCCGACACCAGCUGAGGGAGCAUUUGCUUUGAUUGCCUGUACUGGAGAUCUAUAUGAACCUAAAUAUGGAUAGUCCAUGAGGGUAUUAUUUUCCUAUGAUUUGUAAGGAUUAUAGUCAAGGAAUAGAUAUUGUUUAGUGGCGAGGAUAGUUAAAUUAGUAAGCAG
Messenger RNA from Hermetia illucens (black soldier fly), 1128 nucleotides. RefSeq lists its product as uncharacterized. Bases 101 to 1036 code for a protein of 311 amino acids. The record is from RefSeq and is a predicted model, not a curated record. NCBI's taxonomy places the organism in Eukaryota, Metazoa, Arthropoda, Insecta, Diptera, Stratiomyidae. The transcript is spliced from 3 exons.